Pediculus humanus corporis (human body louse) is the source of this 678-nucleotide messenger RNA. RefSeq lists its product as uncharacterized. Gene Ontology annotation, molecular function: ubiquitin binding. NCBI's taxonomy places the organism in Eukaryota, Metazoa, Arthropoda, Insecta, Psocodea, Pediculidae. The record is from RefSeq and is a predicted model, not a curated record. The transcript has 4 exons. Bases 1 to 678 code for a protein of 225 amino acids.
AUGGAAAAUAAAAGUGAACAAGUAGGAACUCCUAUUAAUACCACAACCCAUAUUGAAUUCAAACAAGCAAUGCAAGAUUUUAUGACAAUGUUUCCCAAAAUGGAUCAUGAUGUUAUAGAAGAAGUUUUAAGAGCUAAUAAUGGGGCUGUUGAUGCCACAAUUGAUCAGUUAUUAUCAAUGACUACUGAUAAUUUAAAUGAAGCUCUUAGAUUACACAUGGAAAAAAUGGAAAAAGAAAACAUAAAAAGUUUGGAAGAUAACCCGUUGAAUUUUCCCGAUGUCGCAUUAACAAAUCCCCCAUUUACAAAUCCCAGAAAAAAAUGGAGUCCACCCUUGCUCGUUGAUUAUGGUGAAGAUGAAAGGAUAGCUUUAUUUUUACAAAAUGAAGAAUUUUUAUCAGAACUAAGAGUUAAUCCUGAUUUUAUGAAUACAUUAGAUCAAGAUGUACAGGAAAAAGUAAGCGGAGGACCAGAUAUAGAAGCAUUUAAAGAACGACUUCGAAAUAUGGGUAAAAUUUCAAGAAACAAAUUUGCGCAGUUAUCGAAAGUUUUUCAAAGACGUAAAAAAAGUCGGUCGGCCAAAGGAAUAUUAGAUCAAAGCGCAUCAGGAGAUUCUGUGCUGUUGGGAGGGGAACCAUUACUUUAUGAAAACCAAAAAUCAAAUAGCCAAAGAUUAUAA